Molecule: messenger RNA, 944 nt
Organism: Dermacentor albipictus
Lineage: Eukaryota; Metazoa; Arthropoda; Arachnida; Ixodida; Ixodidae
Source: RefSeq, a predicted model, not a curated record
UCUGUGGGCUGUUUAUUUCUUGCGUUGUUGCGGCGAAAACAAGUGACGAAGUCAGCGCUAUUCUCGUGGCCAUCUUGACAAAUUCGUGGGGACGACGCGACUCCAGCCGCCAUGUCUGUAGUUCCGGCGCCUGAUAACAAAGCCGCAAAUUCGCAGGCGGGCGACCACACGGACGAAAGUGGCGCCGAGCCGACCACCAAAGACAUGGACAUUCUCGCACCCGACCACUACGAGAGGCGCAAGGGGCACUACCUGCAGAUGGCCAAGCAGCUGGUCAGCAGCAUCAUGGCUACGCAGAUGCCUAAGCCGGAAUGUCUCUCCUGGCAAAGCGAGAGGGGAGCAAGCGUGGGCACCCAUGACAGCUGCCAGGAGCAGAAUGCCAAGGAACGGCCGUCAAAAAUGCCCUGCCCGAAACGAGGCGUCAAGGGACAGCCGCAGCGCGGUCGAGGUCGCGGUCGCGGUUCACCGCGCCGUCCUGUGCCGGCAGCGACUGUUUCGGCGACCGAGCAACCGCCAGCAGAGAGCAGCAUUCACCGGCGCUGGUUCACCUGCCACUUGUGUUACAAGAAGUUGUCCCGCAAGGGCUCCUUGAGGAGCCACCUUGAGGGGCACGCGAAGAAGGCACCCUGGACGCGCGCCUGCCCCAACAAGGCGCCUACUUCGACGGGCUCGUCCGCCGAUGCGCCUCCUAAUGAGGACGAGCCGUUGGCCGGGCCGAGCAGCGUACCACCGGUGGUAUUAGAUUCUGAGCCUAAGAAGUAGGACUGGAAUUUCGUCCUGCAUUUUGGCAGGCACUUUCUUCUUCUGCACUUGGGUCACGGCAAAUGAGUGCCAUAAAUUUGGAUUAGCAAAUUGACCUUUUUAAGUAUGUGAUCUGUUCGUUUCGAGUAUGGAAUCGAAUACUUCAAUAUCUCAAUCGGUAUUAAAAGAACAGUUGAAAAGCA